Micromonas commoda is the source of this 2028-nucleotide messenger RNA. RefSeq lists its product with no specific name. The record is from RefSeq and is a predicted model, not a curated record. The coding region runs from base 1 to 2028 and encodes 675 amino acids. NCBI's taxonomy places the organism in Eukaryota, Viridiplantae, Chlorophyta, Mamiellophyceae, Mamiellales, Mamiellaceae. The transcript has a single exon.
AUGUCGGCGGUCACCGCACGCGCCGCCGCGCCGAGCGCGACGCACGCGCACUACCGUCGUCGCGCACCCGCGCGUGUCGCCGCGCGCCCGCGCGCCUCGACCGACGGUGCGUCGAAGGCGUCGUCGUCGUCGUCGUCCGAGGACCCAUCCGACUCGGGCCCGAAUCACGUCGUCGUCAUCCCGGGCUUCCUCAGCGGCUCGGACGCGUACGGCGGCAUGGCUCGCGCGCUCGAAGCCACCGGGUGGUUCACGUCCGUCACCGUCGUCCCGAUCACGCGCGACAUGUGGUACCCGACGCUCCUGGGCGGGGACUUCGCGCCGAUGCUCGACGCCAUCGAAGCCACGGUUCGAUCGAUCGGCGAGACGAACGACGCCGACCGCGAUGCGAACCCGCGACGCGACCUCUGCGUCGUGGGACACAGCGCCGGCGGAUGGCUCGCGCGGCUGUGGAUGGGCGACGCGCCGUACGUGAACGGCAGAGUUUACGGAGGGGCUCCGCGCGUCAAGACGCUGCUCACCCUCGGCACGCCCCACAACUCCCUCGAGGAGUACCCAUUCGGACGAGUCCCGGAGCGACUCGCCGACGUCGUGAAGACGGGUUCGAACGGUUCGAGUGCCGAGGGUGCCGAGGGUGCCGAGGGUGCCGAGGGCGCGCACCCGGUGUGGACCGCGCAGAGGGCGCGCACGAGUUCGUUAUCGCUGACCAACUUCUUGUACCCGGGCGCGUGGGCCGCGCCGGGAGUUCGCUACGUCUCCGUGCGAGGCGACGCGAUCGCCGCCGCGUCCAUCGUCGACGUCGCCGUCUUCCUCACCCUCGGCACCCUCGGCAACUUCGGCACCCUCGGCACCCUCGGGGAGGUGGCGGCGUGCGUCGGCGCUGGGGUGAGCUACCGCACAGCCACGGGCGGUGACUCAGCGCCCGGUGACUCACCGCCCGGCGUCCUUCGCGGAGACGGAGUCGCGCCGGUUGAAGCCGCGACGCUGGACGGGUCGGAGCGCGUCACGCUCGUCGGGGUGCCGCAUCAGGCGACUUCCUCCAGAGGGGACGGGGAUGUCGAGGGUGCCGAGGUCGAUUCCCGAGGGCGGUGGUACGGGUCCCCGCGCGUGGUUACCGCUUGGGCGAGGCGUUUGUUGGAGCCAACGCCUGGCGGGGAGGAGACGGUGUUUGAAUGGGAAAUCGCGGGUAAGGGGAUGCACGCACGGACGGCGGAUGAGAACAAACGGCGUUACGAUAAGGGCGAUAAGGCCGACGUCGCGCCUCGCGGUUCGUACGACGCGACGGCGCUCGCGUCCGCGCUCGAGGCGGCGUUGAAUGGCGGGUCGGAUACGCUGGAAAACGUCGACGUCGCCGCCAUCGCGCCCUUCGCCGGCGUCGACGAUCGAAGGACCGUUUCGUCGACCGUCACGACCGUUUCGAGCUCAUCAGCCGCCGGGUCGCUGCUGUGGCAGUGCUGCCUCGCCGCUCGCAACCGCGUCCCGGGCGCGACGACGAUCGCGCGCGCGCUCCUUCGCGACGCUCGCGCAAAUCCCAACGCGGGCGGCUCACACGGCGGCGCGCCCGGCACAGCUGGCGACGACGAUUUCUUCUCGACGUCGCCGCUGUGGUGGGCGGCGAGCGCGGUGGAGGCUGGCGCCGGCACCGACGCGCUCGACCUCGUGCGCGAGUUGAUCGACGCGGGCGCUGACGUCGACGCGUUUGGUCGGUACGACGGCGUGGAGGGCCCGCCGCUGUGGUGGGCGGCGAUCGCGGCGAGAAACGGGGAGGGUCGGAAUGCCGUCGACCUCGCGAGAGUUCUCAUCGGCGCCCGCGCGUCCGUGCACGUCCGAUGCAGUUACGGUCCGGGCGUGGUGCGAACGUCGCCGCUGGUGUUGGCGGCGCAGGGCGUGCCGGGGAACGGGACGUGCAAGGAGCUGGCGCGUGUGCUCUUCGUCGCGGGCGCGAGGCUGGACGCGGCGGAUGCGGCGGCGCUGGCGCUGUACAGGUUCGGAUCGGCGGUGAGCGUCGUCAAGAGCGAGAUCGGCGCGUGA